This is a messenger RNA of Engraulis encrasicolus (European anchovy), 3513 nucleotides long. RefSeq names its product kelch-like protein 29. The coding region runs from base 574 to 3465 and encodes 963 amino acids. Gene Ontology annotation, molecular function: protein binding. The transcript has 15 exons. The record is from RefSeq and is a predicted model, not a curated record. Lineage: Eukaryota; Metazoa; Chordata; Actinopteri; Clupeiformes; Engraulidae.
AGGCCAUCGCCCGCUCCCAUACGCCGAGGCUGCGAAAACACUGGGAAUUGGAGAGCUCAUAGCAUCUGCCAACAGCGUUCACUUCGCGGACAAUUCAUUACUCAAACGAAGUAGUUGUGUGCAUCUGAAUGGGCACAGAAAGUGUCAGAAGCCGUGCUGUCGCCUCAUGCUAGCUGCGUAACGUUAGUUUAGACUGACAAUGAAACAAAAGCUUGCAAUGUGUCAGCGGGAACAUCCCAAUUAAAAACGCCACUGAAAAUACUAGGACACCGGAGCUGUAAUUUACGAGAUUGAAGAAUUUGGGGGAAGGGAUAAGAAUCACCUUUGAUGGCGAUGUGAUUCCACCAGAGCUGUCCUUCUUCGAAGGCCGGCCCGGCCCAAGCAACACUAUCAUCUAGGCACACUCUCCUGGAAGCCUUUUCAAUUUCCAGAAAUUUCCCAUGAAUUGAGCAAACCCUGGUUCCUCCUGAGAAGACUCUCUCCUCUCAACACCUGAUAGCUGGGGCCUGUCUCGCCUCCCGUCUCCUCUGCCUGCCUCUCUCCCUCUCCCUCUCCCUCUCCCUCUGCGCGUGGAUGAUGUCGCGGCACAAUCCGCGCUUCGAGAGGGACUUCCGGGGGGCGUGGGAGCGGCGCGACCGCUGCACCUCGUUGGUGGCCAGCGCCUGUGGCAACGGCAACAACAACAUCAACGGCCUCCACAGCACCGCAGGAGGAGUCGGCGGCCUGGCCAAUGGCUGCACAGGACCGCCAGGAGGAGGCGGGGUCUCUGUGCCUGUGGUCGCCGGCGGCAACAACCGCCCGGGUCUGCUGCCCCUGCCCGUUAUCCCGUCGCUGCUGCCCACGCCGCCGCAGGUUACCGUGCCAACCGCCAUGCCCCCCACCACCUCCUCCUCCUCUGGCGGCUCAGAGCUGGCCUGCAAACGCCUACUGCCCAACCCCACCACCACCAGCUCUAAGGUACCCGUGAUGCCCACGAUAGACAGCCAGGCCCAGGGGCAGGUGCUGGCCUCAGGGGUGAGGUGGGGCCAGACACCCAUCAACCAGUCCACGCCCUGGGAGACGGACGAGCCUCCUGCCAAGCAGAUGAGGGAUAAAGACCUCACAGGUCCCCUGUGGCCCCCAGUGCCCCCGGUCAGCCAGCCCAGCCUGCUGCAGGCCCAGUCCCACUCCUACGGCAUGCCCCAGCCGCCGGCCUACAGCCAGGGCGUCACCGUGCAAGCGCCCAUCAUCGGCGUGACCCCCACGCUGCCCAACCCGGGCCAGCCCCAGCCCCCACCAGUGGCCCCCCACCACCCGCUCAUGAGCGCCCACUACCACCACCACCACCACCACCACCCGCUCCAGCCCCAGCCCCAGCAGCCGUCCCAGCCCCUGGCCAACAUGGUGCUCAACAUGCACAGCCAGCCCCCGCUGGGCGUGGCGGGCCUACCGCCCAUCACCAUGUCCCCCAUGACGGGUGUGUGCCACCCCGUGCACACCGUGGUGGGCAACGGCCACAUGCACAACCCCAUGGUGCCUCCGCCCCCGCCACCGCCGCCCCAGCAGCCGUCCACAGCAGCAGUGGGCGCGACGGGAUUGCCUGCCAUGGCGGCAGCCACCCACCCGAUACAGCCGCCCCCACUGACCAAUGGCCAGGCGGCCAUGCAUCAUCAGCAGCCCGCAGCAGGACUGGUAGGGGCGGCGCCCGCCAUCGCAGCCGAGGGGGGCGGCACCAACGGACUGCAGAUGCUCAGGACUGUGGGGAUGGGGAAGUAUGAGUUCACCGACCCCUGGCAUCCCAAAGAAAUGUUGAAGGAAUUGAACCAGCAGCGGCGAGCGAAAGAGUUUACAGACCUGACAAUAAUUGUUGAAGGCAAAGAGUUUGAAGUCCAUCAAAAUGUUCUAGCUUCCUGCAGCUUAUAUUUCAAGGACAUGGUUAAAAGGCUGUCGGCGGAGAGGUGUGGUGGCGAGAAGCUGCGUCUGAGCAUGAGCAACAUCGGCGCGGAGGUGCUGGAGCUGCUGCUGGAGUUUGUCUACACCGGCUCGCUCAUCAUCCACUCGGCCAACGCCAAGACCCUGCUGGAGGCCGCCAACAAGUUCCAGUUCAACACCUUCUGCAAAGUCUGCGUCUCCUUCCUCGAGAAGCAGCUGACGGCCAGUAACUGCCUGGGCGUGCUGGCCAUGGCGGAGGCCAUGCAGUGCACGGAGCUCCACAACAUGGCCAAGGCCUUCGCCCUGCAGAACUUCCCCGAGGUGGCGGGCCAGGAGGAGAUCCUCAGCGUCUCCAAGGACGACCUGGUCAGCUACAUGUCCAACGACAGCCUCAACACCAAGGCAGAGGAGCUGGUCUAUGAGACGGUCAUCAAGUGGAUCAAGAAGGACCCCGCCAGCAGAGUGCAGCAUUUGUCGGAGCUACUGGCGGUGGUGCGUCUGCCCUUCAUCCACCCGUCCUACCUGCUGAACGUGGUGGAUAACGAGGAGCUCAUCAAGUCUUCGGAGGCCUGCCGCGACCUGGUCAACGAGGCCAAGCGCUACCACAUGCUGCCCCACGCGCGCCAGGACAUGCAGACGCCGCGCACCAGGCCGCGCCUCUCCGCAGGAGUGGCGGAGGUGAUCGUGCUGGUGGGGGGUCGGCAGGUCAUCGGCAUGAACCAGCGCUCGCUGACGGCCGUCACCUGUUUCAACCCGCAGAACAACAAGUGGUACCCGCUGGCCAGCCUUCCCUUCUACGACCGAGAGUUCUUCGCCGUCAUAUCGGCGGGGGAUAAUAUCUACCUGUCAGGUGGCAUGGAGUCGGGCGUCACCCUGUCAGACGUGUGGUGCUACAUGUCCCUGCUGGAUAACUGGAACCUGGUGUCCCGCAUGACGGUCCCCCGCUGCCGGCACAACAGCGUGGUCUACGACGGCAAGCUCUACACCAUCGGCGGCCUCGGAGUGGCAGGCAACUUGGACAACGUGGAGAGGUACGACACCAUCACAAAUCAGUGGGAGACUGUGUCGCCGCUCCCCAAGCCGGUGCACUCUGCGGCCGCCACCGUGUGCGGGGGCAAGAUUUACGUGUUCGGGGGCGUGAACGAGGCCAGCCGCUCGGCGGGGGUCCUACAGUCCUACCUGCCCCAGACCAACACCUGGAGCUUCAUCGAGUCGCCCAUGAUCGAUAACAAAUACGCCCCCGCCGUCACCCUGAAUGGCUUCAUCUUCAUCCUGGGCGGAGCCUACGCGCGGGCCACCACCAUCUACGACCCGGAGAAGGGCAACAUCAAGGCCGGCCCCAACAUGAACCACUCCAGGCAGUUCUGCAGCGCGGCCAUCUUGGACGGCAAGAUCUACGCGACGGGGGGCAUCGUGAGCAGCGAGGGCCCGGCGCUCAGCAACAUGGAGGCCUUCGACCCGUGCGUCAACUCCUGGAAGCUGCAGCAGAGUCUGCCCUGCCCGCUCUUCAGGCACGGCUGCGUGGUCAUCAAGAAGUACAUCCAGAGCGGCUGACGAGGGGGAACAUGAGCCCCGCUGCCGCACGCCGACACCCCCCCCUAA